AUGUGCACGCAGAAUGCAGUUGAGUAUGAAGUGGCCAGGCACCUAAAACAUCACGUGUUUGAUUGGGCCAUCUCCCAGGUUGGUCUCCUUUUACGAGCUGACAAACUGGAAGACGACAUACUACGAGAUAGUACAGAGGGCGAGAAACAUACAGUGGAAGCGGCCUGUACAUCUGUGUCAUUGGUGGCUGGUCAUGGUGGACAGGGCGAGAAACAUACAGUGGAAGCGGCCUGUACAUCUGUGUCAUUGGUGGCUGGUCAUGGUGGACAGGGCGAGAAACAUACAGUGGAAGCGGCCUGUACAUCUGUGUCAUUGGUGGCUGGUCAUGGUGGACAGGGCGAGAAACAUACAGUGGAAGCGGCCUGUACAUCUGUGUCAUUGGUGGCUGGUCAUGGUGGACAGGGCGAGAAACAUACAGUGGAAGCGACCUGUACAUCUGUGUCAUUGGUGGUUGGUCAUGGUGGACAGGGCGAGAAACAUACAGUGGAAGCGACCUGUACAUCUGUGUCAUUGGUGGUUGGUCAUGGUGGACAGGGCAAGAAACAUACAGUGGAAGCGGCCCGUAUAUCUGUGUCAUUGGUGGCUGGUCAUGGUGGACAGGGCGAGAAACAUACAGUGGAAGCGGCCUGUACAUCUGUGUCAUUGGUGGCUGGUCAUGGUGGACAGGGCGAGAAACAUACAGUGGAAGCGGCCUGUACAUCUGUGUCAUUGGUGGCUGGUCAUGGUGGACAGGGCGAGAAACAUACAGUGGAAGCGGCCUGUACAUCUGUGUCAUUGGUGGCUGGUCAUGGUGGACAGGGCGAGAAACAUACAGUGGAAGCGGCCUGUACAUCUGUGUCAUUGGUGGCUGGUCAUGGUGGACAGGGCGAGAAACAUACAGUGGAAGCGGCCUGUACAUCUGUGUCAUUGGUGGCUGGUCAUGGUGGACAGGGCGAGAAACAUACAGUGGAAGCGGCCUGUACAUCUGUGUCAUUGGUGGCUGGUCAUGGUGGACAGGGCGAGAAACAUACAGUGGAAGCGGCCUGUACAUCUGUGUCAUUGGUGGCUGGUCAUGGGGGACAGGGCGAGAAACAUACAGUGGAAGCGGCCUGUACAUCUGUGUCAUUGGUGGCUGGUCAUGGUGGACAGGGCGAGAAACAUACAGUGGAAGCGGCCUGUACAUCUGUGUCAUUGGUGGCUGGUCAUGGUGGACAGGGCGAGAAACAUACAGUGGAAGCGGCCUGUAUAUCUGUGUCAUUGGUGGCUGGUCAUGGUGGACAGGGCGAGAAACAUACAGUGGAAGCGGCCUGUACAUCUGUGUCAUUGGUGGCUGGUCAUGGUGGACAGGGCGAGAAACAUACAGUGGAAGCGGCCUGUACAUCUGUGCCAUUGGUGGCUGGUCAUGGGGGACAGGGCGAGAAACAUACAGUGGAAGCGGCCUGUACAUCUGUGUCAUUGGUGGCUGGUCAUGGUGGACAGGGCGAGAAACAUACAGUGGAAGCGGCCUGUACAUCUGUGUCAUUGGUGGCUGGUCAUGGUGGACAGGGCGAGAAACAUACAGUGGAAGCGGCCUGUAUAUCUGUGUCAUUGGUGGCUGGUCAUGGUGGACAGGGCGAGAAACAUACAGUGGAAGCGGCCUGUACAUCUGUGUCAUUGGUGGCUGGUCAUGGUGGACAGGGCGAGAAACAUACAGUGGAAGCGGCCUGUACAUCUGUGUCAUUGGUGGCUGGUCAUGGUGGACAGGGCGAGAAACAUACAGUGGAAGCGGCCUGUACAUCUGUGUCAUUGGUGGCUGGUCAUGGUGGACAGGGCGAGAAACAUACAGUGGAAGCGGCCUGUACAUCUGUGUCAUUGGUGGCUGGUCAUGGUGGACAGGGCGAGAAACAUACAGUGGAAGCGGCCUGUAUAUCUGUGUCAUUGGUGGCUGGUCAUGGUGGACAGGGCGAGAAACAUACAGUGGAAGCGGCCUGUACAUCUGUGUCAUUGGUGGCUGGUCAUGGUGGACAGGGCGAGAAACAUACAGUGGAAGCGGCCUGUACAUCUGUGUCAUUGGUGGUUGGUCAUGGUGGACAGGGCGAGAAACAUACAGUGGAAGCGGCCCGUAUAUCUGUGUCAUUGGUGGCUGGUCAUGGUGGACAGGGCGAGAAACAUACAGUGGAAGCGGCCUGUACAUCUGUGUCAUUGGUGGCUGGUCAUGGUGGACAGGGCGAGAAACAUACAGUGGAAGCGGCCUGUACAUCUGUGUCAUUGGUGGCUGGUCAUGGUGGACAGGGCGAGAAACAUACAGUGGAAGCGGCCUGUACAUCUGUGUCAUUGGUGGCUGGUCAUGGUGGACAGGGCCAGAAACAUACAGUGGAAGCGGCCUGUACAUCUGUGUCAUUGGUGGCUGGUCAUGGUGGACAGGGCGAGAAACAUACAGUGGAAGCGGCCUGUACAUCUGUGUCAUUGGUGGCUGGUCAUGGUGGACAGGGCGAGAAACAUACAGUGGAAGCGGCCUGUACAUCUGUGUCAUUGGUGGCUGGUCAUGGUGGACAGGGCGAGAAACAUACAGUGGAAGCGGCCUGUACAUCUGUGUCAUUGGUGGCUGGUCAUGGUGGACAGGGCGAGAAACAUACAGUGGAAGCGGCCUGUACAUCUGUGUCAUUGGUGGCUGGUCAUGGUGGACAGGGCGAGAAACAUACAGUGGAAGCGGCCUGUACAUCUGUGUCAUUGGUGGCUGGUCAUGGUGGACAGGGCGAGAAACAUACAGUGGAAGCGGCCUGUACAUCUGUGUCAUUGGUGGCUGGUCAUGGUGGACAGGGCGAGAAACAUACAGUGGAAGCGGCCUGUACAUCUGUGUCAUUGGUGGCUGGUCAUGGUGGACAGGGCGAGAAACAUAUAGUGGAAGCGGCCUGUACAUCUGUGUCAUUGGUGGCUGGUCAUGGUGGACAGGGCGAGAAACAUACAGUGGAAGCGGCCUGUACAUCUGUGUCAUUGGUGGCUGGUCAUGGUGGACAGGGCGAGAAACAUACAGUGGAAGCGGCCUGUACAUCUGUGUCAUUGGUGGCUGGUCAUGGUGGACAGGGCGGGAAACAUACAGUGGAAGCGGCCUGUACAUCUGUGUCAUUGGUGGCUGGUCAUGGUGGACAGGGCGAGAAACAUACAGUGGAAGCGGCCUGUACAUCUGUGUCAUUGGUGGCUGGUCAUGGUGGACAGGGCGAGAAACAUACAGUGGAAGCGGCCUGUACAUCUGUGUCAUUGGUGGCUGGUCAUGGUGGACAGGGCGAGAAACAUACAGUGGAAGCGGCCUGUACAUCUGUGUCAUUGGUGGCUGGUCAUGGUGGACAGGGCGAGAAACAUACAGUGGAAGCGGCCUGUACAUCUGUGUCAUUGGUGGCUGGUCAUGGUGGACAGGGCGAGAAACAUACAGUGGAAGCGACCUGUACAUCUGUGUCAUUGGUGGUUGGUCAUGGUGGACAGGGCGAGAAACAUACAGUGGAAGUGACCUGUACAUCUGUGUCAUUGGUGGUUGGUCAUGGUGGACAGGGCGAGAAACAUACAGUGGAAGCGGCCCGUAUAUCUGUGUCAUUGGUGGCUGGUCAUGGUGGACAGGGCGAGAAACAUACAGUGGAAGCGGCCUGUACAUCUGUGUCAUUGGUGGCUGGUCAUGGUGGACAGGGCGAGAAACAUACAGUGGAAGCGGCCUGUACAUCUGUGUCAUUGGUGGCUGGUCAUGGUGGACAGGGCGAGAAACAUACAGUGGAAGCGGCCUGUACAUCUGUGUCAUUGGUGGCUGGUCAUGGUGGACAGGGCGAGAAACAUACAGUGGAAGCGGCCUGUACAUCUGUGUCAUUGGUGGCUGGUCAUGGUGGACAGGGCGAGAAACAUACAGUGGAAGCGGCCUGUACAUCUGUGUCAUUGGUGGCUGGUCAUGGUGGACAGGGCGAGAAACAUACAGUGGAAGCGGCCUGUACAUCUGUGUCAUUGGUGGCUGGUCAUGGUGGACAGGGCGAGAAACAUACAGUGGAAGCGGCCUGUACAUCUGUGUCAUUGGUGGCUGGUCAUGGUGGACAGGGCGAGAAACAUACAGUGGAAGCGGCCUGUACAUCUGUGUCAUUGGUGGCUGGUCAUGGGGGACAGGGCGAGAAACAUACAGUGGAAGCGGCCUGUACAUCUGUGUCAUUGGUGGCUGGUCAUGGUGGACAGGGCGAGAAACAUACAGUGGAAGCGGCCUGUACAUCUGUGUCAUUGGUGGCUGGUCAUGGUGGACAGGGCGAGAAACAUACAGUGGAAGCGGCCUGUAUAUCUGUGUCAUUGGUGGCUGGUCAUGGUGGACAGGGCGAGAAACAUACAGUGGAAGCGGCCUGUACAUCUGUGUCAUUGGUGGCUGGUCAUGGUGGACAGGGCGAGAAACAUACAGUGGAAGCGGCCUGUACAUCUGUGCCAUUGGUGGCUGGUCAUGGGGGACAGGGCGAGAAACAUACAGUGGAAGCGGCCUGUACAUCUGUGUCAUUGGUGGCUGGUCAUGGUGGACAGGGCGAGAAACAUACAGUGGAAGCGGCCUGUACAUCUGUGUCAUUGGUGGCUGGUCAUGGUGGACAGGGCGAGAAACAUACAGUGGAAGCGGCCUGUAUAUCUGUGUCAUUGGUGGCUGGUCAUGGUGGACAGGGCGAGAAACAUACAGUGGAAGCGGCCUGUACAUCUGUGUCAUUGGUGGCUGGUCAUGGUGGACAGGGCGAGAAACAUACAGUGGAAGCGGCCUGUACAUCUGUGUCAUUGGUGGCUGGUCAUGGGGGACAGGGCGAGAAACAUACAGUGGAAGCGGCCUGUACAUCUGUGUCAUUGGUGGCUGGUCAUGGUGGACAGGGCGAGAAACAUACAGUGGAAGCGGCCUGUACAUCUGUGUCAUUGGUGGCUGGUCAUGGUGGACAGGGCGAGAAACAUACAGUGGAAGCGGCCUGUAUAUCUGUGUCAUUGGUGGCUGGUCAUGGUGGACAGGGCGAGAAACAUACAGUGGAAGCGGCCUGUACAUCUGUGUCAUUGGUGGCUGGUCAUGGUGGACAGGGCGAGAAACAUACAGUGGAAGCGGCCUGUACAUCUGUGUCAUUGGUGGUUGGUCAUGGUGGACAGGGCGAGAAACAUACAGUGGAAGCGGCCCGUAUAUCUGUGUCAUUGGUGGCUGGUCAUGGUGGACAGGGCGAGAAACAUACAGUGGAAGCGGCCUGUACAUCUGUGUCAUUGGUGGCUGGUCAUGGUGGACAGGGCGAGAAACAUACAGUGGAAGCGGCCUGUACAUCUGUGUCAUUGGUGGCUGGUCAUGGUGGACAGGGCGAGAAACAUACAGUGGAAGCGGCCUGUACAUCUGUGUCAUUGGUGGCUGGUCAUGGUGGACAGGGCGAGAAACAUACAGUGGAAGCGGCCUGUACAUCUGUGUCAUUGGUGGCUGGUCAUGGUGGACAGGGCGAGAAACAUACAGUGGAAGCGGCCUGUACAUCUGUGUCAUUGGUGGCUGGUCAUGGUGGACAGGGCGAGAAACAUAUAGUGGAAGCGGCCUGUACAUCUGUGUCAUUGGUGGCUGGUCAUGGUGGACAGGGCGAGAAACAUACAGUGGAAGCGGCCUGUACAUCUGUGUCAUUGGUGGCUGGUCAUGGUGGACAGGGCGAGAAACAUACAGUGGAAGCGGCCUGUACAUCUGUGUCAUUGGUGGCUGGUCAUGGUGGACAGGGCGAGAAACAUACAGUGAAAGCGGCCUGUACAUCUGUGUCAUUGGUGGCUGGUCAUGGUGGACAGGGCGAGAAACAUACAGUGGAAGCGGCCUGUACAUCUGUGUCAUUGGUGGCUGGUCAUGGUGGACAGGGCGAGAAACAUACAGUGGAAGCGGCCUGUACAUCUGUGUCAUUGGUGGCUGGUCAUGGUGGACAGGGCGAGAAACAUACAGUGGAAGCGGCCUGUACAUCUGUGUCAUUGGUGGCUGGUCAUGGUGGACAGGGCGAGAAACAUACAGUGGAAGCGGCCUGUACAUCUGUGUCAUUGGUGGCUGGUCAUGGUGGACAGGGCGAGAAACAUACAGUGGAAGCGGCCUGUACAUCUGUGUCAUUGGUGGCUGGUCAUGGUGGACAGGGCGAGAAACAUACAGUGGAAGCGGCCUGUACAUCUGUGUCAUUGGUGGCUGGUCAUGGUGGACAGGGCGAGAAACAUACAGUGGAAGCGGCCUGUACAUCUGUGUCAUUGGUGGCUGGUCAUGGUGGACAGGGCGAGAAACAUACAGUGGAAGCGGCCUGUACAUCUGUGUCAUUGGUGGCUGGUCAUGGUGGACAGGGCGAGAAACAUACAGUGGAAGCGGCCUGUACAUCUGUGUCAUUGGUGGCUGGUCAUGGUGGACAGGGCGAGAAACAUACAGUGGAAGCGGCCUGUCCUGGCUGA
Molecule: messenger RNA, 6381 nt
Organism: Schistocerca nitens (vagrant locust)
Lineage: Eukaryota; Metazoa; Arthropoda; Insecta; Orthoptera; Acrididae
Exons: 2
Coding region: 1-6381 (2126 amino acids)
Source: RefSeq, a predicted model, not a curated record